Messenger RNA from Drosophila yakuba, 2123 nucleotides. Its product is annotated as endothelin-converting enzyme homolog. Lineage: Eukaryota; Metazoa; Arthropoda; Insecta; Diptera; Drosophilidae. Gene Ontology annotation, molecular function: metalloendopeptidase activity. Gene Ontology annotation, biological process: protein processing. The record is from RefSeq and is a predicted model, not a curated record. The transcript has a single exon. The coding region runs from base 85 to 2073 and encodes 662 amino acids. Gene Ontology annotation, cellular component: plasma membrane.
CCUGGUGACCUCGACUAUCAGUUAGCCCGAAAUGCCUUUAAAAGAAGCGCACCAGCAGGCGGCUCCAUUAGUUCGCGACUGAAGAUGGUGCGAUCGAAAGCAACCAAAUGGAUAACGUUCCUGGUGAUUUUGGCCAUCGCGGAGGCCAUGGUAAAUCCUCCUACACCAACGACAUCAGAUCCCAACGAUGAGAUCAUGAACCGACUGCUGGGCUACAUGGACAACGAGGUGGAUCCCUGCCAGGACUUUCACAAAUAUGCCGGUGGCAAGUACGAGGAGAAGCACGAGAAUGACACCUACAGCGAGGUGUUGAGCGAAAUUCAGCAGAGGGUCGAAGAACGAUACCUCGCAAUCUUUGAAACGCUCAGUGCUCAGCAGAGCAGUCUGGAUCCGAAUAGCGUGGAGGCCAAGGUGCUGAGCUUCUAUCAGACCUGUCGCAUGGCCACCAACGAGUCCCGCUCGCUGAGGCACUACCUGGAGCUGGUGGAGCCGGAUUAUCUAUACACCUGGCCGCAGUUCAACAAGUCGCGAAGUGUUUGGCCAAACAGUCUAUUCAAUUGGAUGCUGACGCUGGCACAGCUGCGACGCUUUGGUUACGAUAACCUGCUGGUCAAGAUGAAUGUGAAAUUGGAUUUUGUUGACAGCAGCAAGUACAUGAUUACGAUAGAGAGACCCACAUUUGACUACGCCACCGACAAGCUGCAGAACAACUUCAACACCAAGAAGCUGCUGAUUCGCCUGGGCGUAGCCCGUGGACGAGCCAUGUCGCUGGCCAGGAGCAUCAAACGUUUGGAGUUUGCCAUUAGGAAGUUGGCCGCAGUGGAGGAGGAGCACAACGAUGAUCUGACCCUCAGCGAGUUGGAGAGCCAGAACGGACUGCCGUGGCGGCGAUACCUCUCCCGGGUUUUCGAUCACACAUUCGCCGAAAACCAUGAGGUACAAAUCAAGAAUGUGGACUACUUUGUGAAGCUGAAGAAUCUGCUGAAGUCGUACAAUUCCGAGGUGAUAGCGACGUACAUGAUGGCCAAGUUUGCACGCUUCAUGAAGAGCACCGUGGAAAGCGACGAGGAUAACGGAGCUCUUGAUUGUGUCAAGGAUGUGCGCGUCUACAUGGGUUUCGGCACCAAUUUCCUUUACGAGAGCAGUUACCCCACGAACCUUUAUGAGCCAGCAGUCCAGGAUGUUUUCAAUGCGGUGCGUGGUACACUGCUGAACAGGAUCGACGCGAACAAAUUGAAACUGAGCCUGCGGCAGGCUGCAAAGGUAUCGGAGAAGAUCGAGGGCAUGAAGCUCAAUCUGGGCAACAAGCCUAGCAAUCAAAAUCAUCGUACUUUUGUGACCAACUUCUACAGGGAUUUAAGGCUGGCCAAUGAUCAGGACUUUGCAGCUGCACAGCUAAAGGUCUUAAGAGUCCACGCUCGUCGCAACUUGGAGCUAUUGGAUCAGCCUGCAGCCAAGGGUAAUGCCUACUACUCGCUGGAGGACACCUUACCCACCAACAAUCCGGAGCCAUUUUAUGUGAGGCGAGAAAACACCAUUGUGCUGCCCACCGAUGUCCUGCAGAGUCCUUACUUUGUGCCCCAAGGUCACGAUGUGUUCAAGGUGAGCUUCCUGGGAUUCAUGAUCGCCCAGAAGAUGCUGGAAGCUCUGCUGCCCGAGGCACUGGUCUACGAUGUCUUUGGCAAUUCCAACUCGCAGUUCUUGGACUUCGCUGAUAACAAGAAUUAUGUGGCGGCUCUUAGCUGCCUCAAUGCAAACACCACGGACUAUCUGGAGCAGCGAGUGGUCGAUGUGUCGGCACUUCAACUAGCCUAUGAGGCCUACUUCGGCAUGGGCUCCAGGUUCAGCCAGUUGCAGCCCAGAUUCACCAGGUUGCCUCUACAGCAACUGUUCUUCCUAAACUACGCCCAGAAUCUGAUUGGCGAUGAGGAGUACGUCGACUUCGAUGGCCAAGAUACGGAUAGGACUCGUCUUCAUCAAACGCUUGCCAACCUGCGCGGUUUUGGACGCGCCUUUAAUUGUCCCCAAACUACCAGGGGCUUGAAUCCCAUCAACAUAUGUAAUGUCUGGUAAUCCCAGUUUUAUUAACAGGCUUUGAAAUAAACGAAUCUGAACAAAUCAAA